GCUUCCAAGGGCAGGCCGCCGCGGGGUCCACGCAGAAGGGAACGAAGAAGGAAGGGCGGGGCCGGCCCCCCUGCGCCCGCCCCGCGCCUGGCGCGCCCCUGCCCGCCCCUGGCGCGGCCCGGCCCAGCCCAGCCAGCCCGGCGGGCGGGUCACACGCGCCGCUGGCCGGCCGUCUCCCGCGCCCAGUGUGCCGCGCUGCAGUGCCCGGCGCCCCUGCCCCGCGCCGCCGUCCGCGCCCACCGCCUGCCCGGCGCUCCCGGCCACGGUGACCCUGCUUAGGGAGCUGGGCCGAGCGGGCAUGGCCCGCCGGGGGGCCGCCGCGCUGUCGCUGGCCCUCGUGCUUCUGGGGGUGGCUCUGGCUGGGAUCGGGGCCCAAGGCGCAGCGCUCGAGGACCCCGACUACUACGUGCAGGAGAUCUGGAGCCAGGAGCCCUACUACGCGCGCCCAGAGCCCGAGCCGUUCUCGCCGCCGCUGCCCGCGGGGGCCCAGGAGGAGGAGCAGGAUCCGCGCCCGCCGGAGCCCAGGCCGUCUAAGAAGGCAACCAAGCCCAAGAAAGUUCCCAAGAGGGAAAAGUUGGCUCCGGAGACGCCUCCACCAGGUAAAAAUAGCAACCGAAGAGGCGUGAGAACCAAGAGCUCUGAGAAGGCUGCCAGUGAUGAUCACAGCGUCCCCAUGGCCCAUGGUGAUGUCAUAGAGGGUUGCCCACCUCUUGGUCUGGAAACCUUAAAAAUCACAGACUUCCAGCUGCACGCAUCCACGGUGAAGCGCUACGGCCUGGGGGCACACCGAGGGCGGCUCAACAUCCAGGCGGGUAUUAAUGAAAAUGACUUUUAUGAUGGCGCCUGGUGUGCAGGAAGGAACGACCUCCAUCAGUGGAUUGAAGUGGAUGCCAGGCGUCUGACCCGAUUCACUGGUGUCAUCACUCAAGGGAGGAACUCGCUGUGGCUGAGUGACUGGGUGACCUCCUAUAAGGUCAUGGUGAGCAAUGACAGCCAUACGUGGGUCACUGUUAAGAAUGGAUCUGAAGACAUGAUAUUUGAAGGAAACAGUGAAAAGGAGAUCCCUGUUCUCAACGAGCUGCCCGUCCCCAUGAUGGCCCGCUACAUCCGCGUCAACCCGCAGUCCUGGUUUGACAACGGGAGCAUCUGCAUGAGGAUGGAGAUCCUUGGCUGCCCGCUGCCAGAUCCCAAUAACUACUAUCACCGACGGAAUGAGAUGACCACCACCGAUGAGCUGGACUUUAAGCACCACAGUUAUAAGGAAAUGCGCCAGCUGAUGAAGGUUGUGAAUGAAAUGUGCCCCAAUGUCACCAGAAUUUAUAACAUUGGCAAGAGCCACCAGGGCCUGAAGCUCUACGCUGUGGAGAUCUCCGACCACCCCGGGGAGCACGAAGUCGGUGAACCCGAGUUCCACUACGUGGCAGGGGCCCAUGGCAACGAGGUGCUGGGCCGGGAGCUGAUGCUUCUGCUCGUGCAGUUCCUGUGCCAGGAGUACUUGGCCGGGAACGCGCGCAUCGUCCGCCUGGUGGAGGAGACCCGGAUUCACAUCCUGCCCUCUCUCAACCCCGACGGCUACGAGAAGGCCUAUGAAGGGGGCUCAGAGCUGGGAGGCUGGUCCCUGGGGCGCUGGACCCACGAUGGGAUCGACAUCAACAACAACUUUCCUGACUUAAACUCGCUGCUCUGGGAGGCAGAGGACCGCCAGAACUUCCCCAGGAAAGUCCCCAACCACUACAUUGCCAUCCCUGAGUGGUUUCUGUCGGAAAAUGCCACGGUGGCAGUGGAGACCAGGGCAGUCAUAGCCUGGAUGGAAAAAAUCCCCUUUGUGCUGGGCGGCAACCUGCAGGGGGGUGAGCUGGUGGUGGCAUACCCCUAUGACAUGGUGAGGUCUCUGUGGAAGACGCAGGAGCGCACCCCCACCCCGGAUGACCACGUGUUCCGCUGGCUGGCCUACUCCUAUGCCUCCACCCACCGCCUCAUGACAGACGCCAGGAGGAGGGUGUGCCACACAGAAGACUUCCAGAAAGAGGAUGGGACUGUCAACGGCGCUUCCUGGCACACUGUGGCUGGAAGUCUCAACGAUUUCAGCUACCUUCACACAAACUGCUUCGAGCUGUCCAUCUACGUGGGCUGUGACAAAUACCCACACGAGAGCGAGCUUCCUGAGGAAUGGGAGAAUAACCGGGAAUCUUUAAUCGUGUUCAUGGAGCAGGUUCAUCGCGGUAUCAAAGGCGUGGUGAAGGAUUUACACGGAAAAGGAAUUCCAAAUGCCAUUAUCUCCGUGGAAGGUAUCAACCAUGACAUUCGAACAGCCAGUGAUGGGGAUUACUGGCGCCUCCUGAACCCCGGAGAGUAUGUUGUCACAGCCAAGGCGGAAGGUUUCACCUCGUCCACCAAGAACUGCAUGGUUGGCUAUGACAUGGGGGCCACUCAGUGCGACUUCACUCUCAGCAAAACCAACCUGGCCAGGAUCAGAGAAAUCAUGCAGAAGUUUGGGAAGCAGCCGGUCAGCCUGCCAGCCAGGCGGCUGAAGCUCCGGGGGCGGAAGAGACGACAGCGAGGGUCACCUCCCAACGCUUGAGACACAUCCCAGACCCCUGCAAAUUAAACCACCCCCGGUCAUAGCUCCAUAGAGGACUUGCUCCCCGUUGUUUGCUCUGUAAUUCAAGAAGGCCUGGGAGAAUGUGUGCACGGCAAGGCUGGUCCCAAAGCGAGGGCUGAGGGCUUAGGACAUUUUCUUCUCUUUGUUCCCUUGUAUCCAAAUAACUUGGGCAGAGUGGCAGAGAAAGGCUGGCUGGUGUGAGAGAAUUCAGCAAGUCAGUCGAAUCAGAGAGAGGGGGAAGUUUGCCUGCUCGGGCCUCCUGGCCGCCACAGGAAACCGGUGCUUCCCGUUUGCAUUGCGUGACAGCAAGUUCUCCAUGUAUUUGCAAUGAGCACUUGCAUUGUGCACGGCUAAAUUGUAGCAAUCCUGGGGCCCUGCAAUCCCCAGUGUCGCCAUUUGAGAUGCUCCUGGGCUUUCCAAGAGAAUCCACCCUCUUGGCCCCAGGACAUACUAAGCUGCAGCAAAUCAAUUCUGCAUUCUGUUAACAAUAGAGACAUCACCAAGCGAGCUCAGUCAGCCUCUGGAGUCAGGUUUAGUUUCCUUUUCAACAAAAGCUCCUGCUCAUAAAAGGGGAGAUAAGCUGAAAUAAUUUAAGUGAAGGUUGGGCAGCAGGCGUGGACUAGGGCUGGGCUGGUCGCUUGCAGACCGGGUUUCCAGAGAACCGUCCCCAAAUGUCCUGCUGCUCUGGUAGCCCUGGGGGCUCCCUGGGCGGGGACUGCAGCAGGUGCCGGCCUUCCUAAGGAACCAGAUCCUUCAGCCCUGCUCCUCAGUGACCUGCUAGGACUUGAGAAGAGCUGGAAGGAGGCUCACCUGCAACCUUCUCUGCUGCGGCUGUCCUCCUUUCCUGGAAACUGGCCUGAUGUCACUAGGGGAGUGGUUUUUGAUAUUGGAAUACCAGACCUUCCAGGUUGCGCUAAAUCUGAUGAUAGGCUCUUAGAAUUAUCUGCGGAGCGUUGGUUCAGGAGGGGCUAUUGAAUUACCAUACAAGAAAACAAUUUGUCCCACUUUUUUGUAUUAAUGUUGCUGCCUCACUGACCUGGGAAGGAUGAGAAAAAUAAAAAAAAAGCAAACGA
Rhinolophus ferrumequinum (greater horseshoe bat) is the source of this 3675-nucleotide messenger RNA. RefSeq names its product carboxypeptidase X, M14 family member 2 (gene CPXM2). The coding region runs from base 299 to 2581 and encodes 760 amino acids. The record is from RefSeq and is a predicted model, not a curated record. Gene Ontology annotation, molecular function: zinc ion binding; metallocarboxypeptidase activity. The transcript is spliced from 14 exons. NCBI's taxonomy places the organism in Eukaryota, Metazoa, Chordata, Mammalia, Chiroptera, Rhinolophidae. Gene Ontology annotation, biological process: proteolysis.